This is a messenger RNA of Camarhynchus parvulus, 1742 nucleotides long. It is a transcript of the gene E2F1, whose product is annotated as E2F transcription factor 1. The coding region runs from base 168 to 1403 and encodes 411 amino acids. Lineage: Eukaryota; Metazoa; Chordata; Aves; Passeriformes; Thraupidae. The transcript has 7 exons. The record is from RefSeq and is a predicted model, not a curated record. Gene Ontology annotation, molecular function: DNA-binding transcription factor activity, RNA polymerase II-specific; protein dimerization activity; RNA polymerase II cis-regulatory region sequence-specific DNA binding. Gene Ontology annotation, cellular component: Rb-E2F complex. Gene Ontology annotation, biological process: regulation of transcription by RNA polymerase II; G1/S transition of mitotic cell cycle.
CAAAGGCGCGCGGGGCCGGCGCGCCGAACAAUCCGGCGGCGGGCGCAGCGGAGCCGGAGCCGGAGCUGGAGCGCAGCGGCCCCGCGCCCGCCAUGGGCCGCGCCCCUGUCCGCGCCCUGCCCGCUCCGCCGCCCGCCGCACCGGCGGCACCGGCUACCAUGUGAGCCAUGGCGGCGGCGGGCGGUGCGGCGGGGCUGGCGGCGCUGCUGGGCAGCGCCUCCCCGCACCUCCUGAUCGUCUCCGCCGCCGCCGAGGAGCCUGCGGGCGGCGGCCACCCCGAUACCGACCUCCUGCUCUUCGCCACGCCGCAGCCCGCCCGCCCCGGCGCCGCGCCCAGACGGCCCGCGCUGGGCCGCCCGCCGGUGAAGAGGAAGCUGAACUUGGAGACGGAUCACCAGUACAUAGCGGAGAGUUUGCCAGUGAGCCGGGGCAAGGCCAGGAACCCUGCUAAAGGGGCAAAGUCUCCUGGAGAGAAGUCCCGGUAUGAAACCUCCCUGAACCUCACCACCAAGCGCUUCCUGGAGCUGCUGAGCCAGUCCCCAGAUGGCGUGGUGGACCUCAACUGGGCGGCCGAGGUGCUGAAGGUGCAGAAGAGGCGCAUCUACGACAUCACCAACGUCCUGGAGGGCAUACAGCUCAUCACCAAGAAAUCCAAGAACCACAUCCAGUGGCUGGGCAGCCAGGCCACCGUGGGAGCGCCAGGCCGGCACCGGCUGCUGCAGAAGGAGCUGCGGGAGCUGCAGGCGGCCGAGCGGCAGCUGGAUGACCUCAUCCAGAUGUGCACGGUGCAGCUGCGCCUGCUCACCGAGGACCCCGCCAACCAGCACGCAGCCUAUGUCACCUGCCAGGACCUCCGCAGCAUCGUGGACCCCGCGGAGCAAAUGGUGAUGGUGAUCAAAGCCCCCCCAGAGACCCAGCUGCAGGUGUCAGACCCUGCAGAGGCGUUCCAGGUCUCCGUGAGAAGCACUCAGGGCCCCAUUGAUGUGUUCCUGUGCCCCGAGGACAGCUCAGGGGUCUGCAGCCCUGUCAAGAGCCCCUUCAAAGGCCCUGCUGAGGACUCUCCUCCCAGCCAUUCACAGCCCAGAGCCCCCCUGCUCCUGCAUCCUGCCCAGGAUGUCAACAUGCCUCUGCUGCCCGGAGAGCAAGAAGCGCUGCUGCCAGGGCCGAGCGUGCUGCCCAGCAAGGGCCCGGAGGAGGAGGAGGAGGUGAGCCUGUCUCCCCUGGCCUCCAUGGACAUGCUGCUGGAGCAGAGCAGGGAGGAGCUGGCAGGUUUCCUGCCCGAUGAGUUCAUCAACCUGUCGCCGCCGCAGGCACAGGACUAUCACUUUGGGCUGGAGGAGGGCGAGGGCAUCAGCGAGCUCUUCGACUGCAACUUUGGGGACCUCCCCUCCUUGGACUUCUGAGGCUGAGCCCCCCUGGGUGCUCAGGGGAGUGCCAGGGGAGGGGCAGCCCCUCUGGCUCCAGUGCUCCCUGUUCCUCCCCAGCCCUUUUUGCAAUAUUUUCUCGUUAUCCCUCCAGCCCGGUGGCAUCCCCAGCUCCAGCCCCACGAGGAGGAUGCCAGGGUGGGGUUCCCAUCUUGGGGGACCCCCCCCAUAGGGCCCUGAUCAGGGGCACUGCCCAGGGCAGAGCCACUGCCCCCCAGGAGCCCGUUCCAGAGCUUUAAGCUGUCCUGUGUAUAGAUUAAUGAUUUGAUUAAUUUAUUAUUGUCCCCUGGGGACAGCGUUUCAUUUCCGUGGGGGUUU